GUAAUAUUUGUUAAUUGUUUUUGUCAUUUUUAAUUGUAUUUUUAUAAUGGAUUCAUCAAAACACACUAAAAAUAAAUGUGACAAAAUCUGCAAUGACAUUGGAGCGUUCAAAAAUGUUGAAUUUAAGCCGGAAAAUGUCAAAGGGAUGGAAGAAAUAGCACCAACAAGUGCAGUUAAUGCUCAAUAUGCUAUUGACUAUGUAUCCGCUAAAGAGGAACACUUACCGAAUCUCAAACCUGGACCAGACGGUGCCGUAGACUGGACUCCUCUGGCUAAAAUGACGGGAACGAGACCACCUGUCAACAAGUACAGCAUCAGCCGAUACUCGCUCAACGAGUGGCGAAACCACAACCAACAGGUACUAGACCCAGAAACCAUCACAGAGUCAAACAUCAUCGAUUACAAUGCUAAAACGGCUAUGUUGAAAGCGUUCGGCAGGGUUGAUAAGCAGCAGAGAGACAACACCAUGAGAUCCAAGCAGAAAGCCAAGGAAAUAUUCAGAUGGAAAGUAGAAGUAGAGAGAGCUUGUAAAGCGAUAACAGAGGAAGUGGAGCUUUUGGAGAUAGAGAGACAGCGCUUGAAAGGUGCUUCUAGAGUGCUGAUGUUACCGGAGUCUAUUUCUAGGGAAUGUCUGGAUCUACGCUCGAACAGGUUCGAACCGGAUCUCGUGUCCGACUUAGCGGAACAGGAGCUAAUCAAAGAAAUGAAUUCGGUCAAGGAAGUAAGACAGACCUUUAAGAAAACUCUCCAGGAUAUAGAGGAGCAGCUGGCAAUAAAUAAGGCAGCGAAACAUAGGAUUGAGUACGACUGGUGUGAUAAAUCUAUGGCUUAUGAAACUGAGACUACCAAUUUGGGAUUAAACACCAAAUCCAACACCAUCAUGUUUAGACCGGGAGCUACGCGCUUCGGAGAAAAUAGCGCUCCCUUGGAAUACUGGGAAUAUUUUUGCCGAGAAAAUGUACAACAUUGUGAGGCAGUUAGACAGAAGUCCAUGGAUUUGAGGGGGAGCCUUAACGCUAUUCUGGUAAGCGCGGGCAGGAAGCUGCGAACUCAAGCCGACAAAACGGAUGUAGCUUUGGCCGAGACGGUGGCCAUCACGCAGGAGCUGUGCACUAAAUUAGAGGAGACACUACGAAGUACGUUGCGAAAAAUUGCUGACACUGAAAACUUGAUUGACGACUUGAAAGCUGCCGUCAAGAAGAUGGAUGCGGCCAUGAAACUCGCUCAAACGAGGCUCGACAACAGGAACAACUGGCGACCGCACGGCGAGAACGUCAGGGACGAACCGCACUUGGGUCUGAUUGAGGAGGUGAAAGAGAUACAUCAAACGGUAACCUCUCUUCUAGGCCAGCUAAAGAACGCCGAGAGAGUGAGGCAGGAUCUGCUCAACAAGAGAAUAGACUUAGAGAGGGCGGUCGCUUCGAAGAGGAAGACUUUGAACAUCGAUCGCGACCGCUGUGGCAUGGUCCGCUCCCAUUAUCCUUCUGCAUCUGAGUUAGCUGGAUAUUAACGUUUGUUUUGGUACAAUUUAAAUUUGGAAAUUGAAAUAUAAUGCGUUUGAAAGAUGUUUUUAGUUAAUCCAACGGAGAAAGCAAAUAAUUGCUGGCAGCUGGUACGCACCGAAUAUCAAUUAUUAUGAGCGAAUAUAAUUUCGAAAUGGAAAAGCUCGCUUCAGCAAACCGUCCGCGACGGUUUCGCGUAAUUAGUGCCUAAACAAAGGCGUCAAUAAUUUCCCCGUUUCAGUGAAACUUUUGACGAACCUUUCACUAUUGUUGAGCAUCUGAGCAGGUGUUACGUCACGUCCGCAAUCAUUGAUAAGCGUUUCCGCAAAGGUCAGGAAGCGACAUUUGCUUUGCUCGUUCGAGAAACAUAGGUUAGAGUUUGGCUUGCUUAGCUUUAAGACCAAUCAAAGCCAUAAAAUGCAUAGAUGUGCGUUAGUUUACACAAUACUCACACUACGUAAAAUAAAACUUAUCAAUUCCUGAGAAUAGUUAUC
Molecule: messenger RNA, 1996 nt
Organism: Aricia agestis (brown argus)
Lineage: Eukaryota; Metazoa; Arthropoda; Insecta; Lepidoptera; Lycaenidae
Product: tektin-4-like
Exons: 1
Coding region: 47-1510 (487 amino acids)
Biological process (GO): cilium assembly; cilium movement involved in cell motility
Cellular component (GO): nucleus; microtubule cytoskeleton
Source: RefSeq, a predicted model, not a curated record